Messenger RNA from Rhizophagus irregularis DAOM 181602=DAOM 197198, 1027 nucleotides. RefSeq lists its product as uncharacterized. NCBI's taxonomy places the organism in Eukaryota, Fungi, Glomeromycota, Glomeromycetes, Glomerales, Glomeraceae. Gene Ontology annotation, molecular function: protein binding. The record is from RefSeq and is a predicted model, not a curated record.
AAUCUUUUUGCUUAUAAACACUCUUUUUAAAUAUUUUCAUAUUUUAAAUAAAAAUAAUUUCCAUUCGGAAAUUUAAUAUUUUGAUUACAUUUUAAAUAAUUUAAGACAUGGAAAAAUUCGUUAAAAGACAAUCAUGGCGCAGUAAAGAAAAUGAAAAAAUUCAAAAAUUGGAAAAUUUUAUGAAAAUUCCUCAUGAAAUUAUGUUAAUUAUUAUGAAUUUUCUUGAUGGUAUUUCAUUAUUAAAUUUAUCAAUGGUAAAUAAAAAGUUGAGAUAUCAUACACAGGAUAAUUUACUUUGGUUAGAAGUUUGUUUACGAGAGUAUCCUGUAAAUAUGAUGAAUAUUGUUAAAGAUAAAAGGAGAACUCCCCUUAUACAUAAUUAUAAAUGGUUAGAUAUUUGGAAAGAAUUUGAUCGGAAAAAUUAUACAUAUGUUUUUACUGAGAAAGAAAAUUUUGCUAUUCCACAUCGUUGGUACGAAUCAACCAGCGAUAAAAAUCAUCCAAAAACAAUAAAGACAAAUUAUAAGUUCUUUGAGUUGUUUGCAGUUUUUGUAUCAAUUUAUCCAGGAACCUAUGAAUUAAUUUGGGAAAUGAAAAUUGGUAAAAUUCACGAAGGUUGUAAUUUUAAAUUUAAUACUAAAAUAGUAGAUCAUAAUUGGAAUAAAAUUCUAAAAACAUAUUCAUAUAAACCAAAACCUGAAGAAUUUAAAGGAAUGUCAAAUAAAGGAUGGUGUAAUUUUAAGGUACCAAAUAAAAUUGUAAUAGAACAUGAACAACAUGUUAAAACUGAAUUUAGAAGAUAUACUACACUCGAAGAAAAUGAAGGUUCUUUAUGGUUUGAAUCAUUAGAAUUAUAUUGCGUACAUUUACAAAGAUGUACAAAUGACGGCUUAGAUUCUUCAAAAAAUAAUCAAACAUUGUCAAAAAGUAUUAAAAGAUUAACUAAAAUAUUUAGUUAUUAAAAAAAUUUAUAGAGUAUUUACAUUAAUUAUAGAGUAUAUUGUAAUUUAAUUUUAUUUAACAUGUA